Messenger RNA from Girardinichthys multiradiatus, 978 nucleotides. Its product is annotated as membrane-spanning 4-domains subfamily A member 4D-like. The record is from RefSeq and is a predicted model, not a curated record. NCBI's taxonomy places the organism in Eukaryota, Metazoa, Chordata, Actinopteri, Cyprinodontiformes, Goodeidae. The coding region runs from base 75 to 734 and encodes 219 amino acids. Gene Ontology annotation, cellular component: membrane. The transcript is spliced from 7 exons.
UUCUGCUACCUGGGCCAGAUGUUGACAAAGCAAACUGUUGGACUGAGAUUGAAGCUGUUCACCAGGUUUUAAAGAUGUCCAUCUCAGUGGUUACAGAGAAGGGAGUGACUGUCAUCGCUGUGGCAACAGACAAUCAGAGCAAGUUACCACCAUGGGGCCAAAUCCUCAAGUCACUUUUCUCCAGCCUGUCGUGCUGGUCAGGGAACACGGGGAUGAUGUGGAGCAGUGUGGUCGGAGCUCUCGGGACCGUGCAAAUCAUGGUUGGCGUGUUCAACCUUGGACUCGGACCAGAACGUGUAGAGACCUAUCCUUACUGGCUGGGAGUUCUUUUCAUUGCAGCCGGAGUCAUGUCACUUUUUGCAGACUGGUUUCCGUUCCGCUGCCUGAUGGGCUUUUCUGUCCUUGUCAACAUAGCUGGGUCCAUCUUCUCCAUUGUUGCCGUUGUGCUGUAUGCUCUACAUUUGGCCAGUUUUACAGUCAUUGGGAUGUGUGGGAUCCUGGAGGACAGGAACUCCAAAAACUGCAUAUUCUUGGCUAAUUUAGCUCAGAGGCUUCUGAGAGGCGUAGACAUCACCAUGAUCGUCAUGUCCGUCCUCCAGCUCUGUGUCUCCAUCAGCCUUUCAGUUCUGGGCAUCAAGGCUUUGUGCUGCAGAGAGAAAGAUAAAGAUGUCACAGAUAUUGAGAUCCAGCAGCAAUUGUUUAAAGAAGGUCCCAUGACCAGUCCUGGAGCUUAAAGCUAAUUAACCGGGUAAAAUCAGGGCGAAGCCAGAGGGGGGUCAAGGGUGGCCAUCACUCACAAAGCUAGCCAGUCCCCGUCAAACAACAGUGUCAUUUCUUCAGAAGGCUGCUUAUUACUGCUCCAUCUAGAAACUCCUGCUUUAUUAAACUUCAUUUGGAUUACAUCUAUUAUCUAAAUGUAAAUGUACCAUAAGCACUUCAUUAAAUGCAAAAGUAGUAAUUAAAAGGAAUCAAAAAGUG